This is a messenger RNA of Oryza brachyantha (malo sina), 1633 nucleotides long. RefSeq names its product WAT1-related protein At1g44800-like. Bases 123 to 1304 code for a protein of 393 amino acids. Gene Ontology annotation, cellular component: plasma membrane. NCBI's taxonomy places the organism in Eukaryota, Viridiplantae, Streptophyta, Magnoliopsida, Poales, Poaceae. The transcript has 5 exons. The record is from RefSeq and is a predicted model, not a curated record. Gene Ontology annotation, molecular function: transmembrane transporter activity.
UUCUUUGCCUGCUUGUGUGUGCAGUGUUAGCUCUAGAGAGCUAGAGCUAGCUACAGCCAAAGAUAUUCAGAAAACCAAGCUAAUUAAGGUAGACAGACUGAUCGAUCGUGUUGAGAAGAAGAAUGGGUGUCUCCAGGGUUAUGAAUGAUGUGAAGCCGUACCUGGCGAUGAUCCUGCUUCAGGUAGGGUUCGCCGGGAUGUACGUGGUGGCCGUCGCCUCGCUCAAGCGCGGCAUGAGCCACUUCGUGCUCGUCGUCUACCGUAACCUCUUCGCCACCGCCGUCAUGGCUCCCUUCGCCCUCUGGUUCGAGAGGCGAGUGAGGCCAAGGAUGACCCUCGUAAUCUUCCUGAAGAUCAUGGGGCUCGCCUUACUUGAGCCUGUGCUCGAUCAGAACUUGUACUACAUGGGAGCCAACCUGACGUCCGCCGGCUUCGCCUCGGCGCUCAUCAACGUGCUCCCGGCCGUCACCUUCGUCAUGGCCCUCGUCCUGAGGAUGGAGAGGGUGAGGCUGCGCAGCGUGCACAGCCAGGCGAAGAUCGCCGGCACGCUGUUCACGGUGGCCGGGGCGGUGCUGAUGGUGCUGUACCACGGGCCGGUGGUGCAGUUCCCGUGGACCAAGGGGCAGCACCACGACGGAGCGUCCGGCGGCGCCGGCGGCGCGGCGGGCGGCGGGUUCCUCCAGGGCACCAUCUUCAUCGUCGUCGCCUGCGUGUGCUGGUCGGGCUUCUUCGUCCUCCAGUCCAACACCCUGCAGAGCUACCCGGCGGAGCUGUCGCUCACCACGCUCAUCUGCCUCAUGGGCUCCGUCAUGAGCGGCGCCGUCGCCCUCGUCGCCGAGCGCCACAACACCCGCGCCUGGCUCAUCGGCUUCGACACCCGCCUCUUCACCUGCGUCUACGCCGGUAUCGUGUGCUCCGGCGUGGCGUACUACGUGCAGGGCAUCGUGUCGAGGCAGAGGGGCCCGGUGUUCGUGACGGCCUUCAACCCGCUCUGCAUGAUCAUCACCGCCAUCAUGGGAUCCAUCAUUCUCAAGGAAGAAAUCCGACUUGGAAGCGUGAUCGGCGCGGUGAUCAUCGUGGUAGGCCUGUACGCGCUGAUCUGGGGCAAGAGCGCGGACAACGUCAACCCGCCGGCCUCCGACGCCGGCGCGGCGGCGGGCAGCAACAAGGGCGGCGCCGGCGGCGAGCUGCCAUUGACGACGACAGGCGCCGUGCCCAACGGCGGCCACGGCAGCAAGCACGGCGCCAACGGCGGCCACGUCUUCGACGUCGAGACGCCGCCGCCGGCCAACGGACACUAUUAACUAAGCUGCAGCCCGUCAUCCUCGGCCGUCCAUUCUACGCUAGUUGUGGUUCGAUCGAUGAUCGGUCGGUCGAGAACGUGUGUGAUUCGAAUUUUUUUUCCCCAUAUUUCUUCUUCUUCUUCUUCUUCUUCUUCUUCUUCUUCUUCUUCUUCUUCUUCUUCUUCUUCUUCUUCUUCUUCUUUUCUUCUUGAUUUCUCCUAAAAUUCCUUUGUGGUGAAGCGAGGAGUGAGGCUAGAUCAAAAUCCACACAUAAUUAGUGCAUUGUAAUAUGGAUAAGGCCAGGACGUGUCAUGAGAGUGCUUGCUUUAAGUAAUCAAAUAUUCUCUAGC